Messenger RNA from Megachile rotundata (alfalfa leafcutting bee), 1432 nucleotides. Its product is annotated as protein lifeguard 4. Lineage: Eukaryota; Metazoa; Arthropoda; Insecta; Hymenoptera; Megachilidae. The record is from RefSeq and is a predicted model, not a curated record. Gene Ontology annotation, cellular component: membrane. Gene Ontology annotation, biological process: negative regulation of apoptotic process.
CAUAAGCACAUGAUCACUAUCGACUAUUGCCGAUUGUUACCGACUGACUCCAAACGGAAGUAACAUAACCAAAUGUACAAUGCAUACACACAUAUAUAUACACCUGUAUAUACACUAAAAUCGUGUCGAUCUGUUUGACUCAUACUUGAUACUGUAUAGUGAUAUAAACAUAUGUUUAAAUAAACCUGAUUGUAAAUUUUAAAUCACUAAUAAGCAUUGAAUUAUUGUUGAAAUUGAGUUGUAUUCGUAUCCUUUUUAAACAAUAUUGCCCUAUAAUACUGACCUAUAGUGCUUUAAUUCACCGCAAUAAUACUGUAAAAUAUUUAGAAAAGUAAUCAAUAUUUUAGUAAUGGUUGUCGCUGUUGUUUAAUACUUAUCCCAUACGUUGUAUACUUGUGACGCGUAAAGGUUAAAAAAGUUAUUCGGUAACAACCAUCAAUAGAAAAAAAUGGCUUUGGAAUCUGUGAAAUUGAUUGAUGAAGACGUAGAAAGUGGUGGAAAGGAACAGGAUAUAGAUGGAAUUGAAAAUAAUUUUACUUACAACAACAAUGUUCAUAACGCCGCUAUUGAGAUACGACUAGGUUUCCUUCGAAAGGUAUAUGGUUUAUUAAGUGUCCAACUUUUGAUAACGGUAUUAGUAGCUACAGUAUUUAUGGUAUUUCAACCAUUAAAACUCUUUAUUCAAGAAAAUCCAUGGACACUGCUGUUAUCGUUUAUGAUGACUAUAGGUACUUUAUGUGCGCUGUACGUAAAAAGAAAAGAUCAUCCAGCUAAUUUAGUGCUGUUGACAUUAUUCACAUUGACGAAGGCCUACACUAUUGCUAUAAUAGUGUCAAUGUAUGAUAUAGUUACGGUUCUGGAAGCUUUGUUCAUAACAUUGACAGUCAUGAUAGGAUUAACUGUCUAUACGUUUCAAAGCAAACGAGAUUUGUCCAUCUCAAGUUCUGGAUUAUUUAUUGGUCUUUGGAUUUUACUGCUCGGUGGUUUGAUGCAAAUAUUUCUGCAGAGCACUUUAAUAGAAUUGAUGUUAAGCAUUGGUGGAGCAGCAUUGAUGUCUAUGUUCGUAAUUUUCGACACUCGUCUAAUAAUGCAUACACUAUCCCCAGAAGAAUAUAUUUUGGCCACUAUUAAUCUUUAUCUUGAUAUAAUUAAUUUAUUUUUAUAUAUUUUGAGAAUUUUCGCAGUUUCAAAGCAAUAGAGUUUAAUUGUAUAUGUAUAUCUUUAGCCCGUUAAAUAUGACUUUACUUUUUCAAAUAAAAGGUUCUUAUAAAAAUUUGAAGCUACCUUAAAAAAAAAAUAUAGAAUACCUUUUGAUGUCACGGAUGUUCUGGCAAUAAAUUAUUUUAUAAGUAUUAUAAAUGGACAAAUUCCAAUGUUAAUGUUUUUAUUGAAAUUUAUAAACGAAAUAUAACUUAAGUUUACGAGGUUUCCA